Messenger RNA from Arabis nemorensis, 207 nucleotides. Lineage: Eukaryota; Viridiplantae; Streptophyta; Magnoliopsida; Brassicales; Brassicaceae. The record is from the annotation of a GenBank genome assembly.
AUGAACGGGUUUUCCGGAAAGGUUGAUGUGACGGUAGUUGUUGGUUACGAAGACCAUAUCCCUGACAAGAGGGAGGCUAUUCUGGAGGAGAAUAAGGUCACCGUCUGCCACGCUAAAAAGAUGGCUAGACCAACCAAAGGCUCAAAAAACGACCAAUCUGCAGAUAAGAAGAUAGUAGAAAUACUAGAACGACCAAUCUGCCGAUGA